AUGGGACAAACGUUUAGUUUUGCCAACAUCUUCGGAAAGGUGUGGGGAGCCUCCAAAGAAAUCAGAAUAUUGAUUUUGGGACUUGAUGGUGCUGGGAAGACCACCAUUCUCUAUCGUCUUCAGAUGGGUGAAGUUGUGACCACGAAGCCGACAAUCGGAUUCAAUGUUGAAACUCUCAAGUACAAAAAUUUGACUCUUAACAUUUGGGAUUUGGGUGGACAGACAUCUAUCCGACCCUACUGGCGAUGCUAUUACUCGAAUACAGCCGCAGUCAUAUUCGUUGUUGAUUCCACCGACAAAGAGCGUAUUGAUGUUGCUUCUAAAGAAUUGCACAUGAUGUUGAAGGAAGAAGAAUUAUUAGACUCGGCGUUGUUAGUGUUCGCUAAUAAACAGGAUCAACCUGGAGCAAUGACCGCAGCUGAGGUGUCGAUGGCUCUCAAUUUGACAGAAUUAAAGGACCGCAGUUGGAGUAUCGUGGCCAGUAGUGCCAUUAAAGGAGAAGGUUUGCACGAAGGGUUAGAUUGGUUGAUGGAUGUGAUUAAGGAGGAGCAGUUAUAA
Diutina rugosa is the source of this 558-nucleotide messenger RNA. RefSeq names its product Arf family GTPase (gene ARL1). NCBI's taxonomy places the organism in Eukaryota, Fungi, Ascomycota, Pichiomycetes, Serinales, Debaryomycetaceae. Gene Ontology annotation, cellular component: Golgi apparatus; cytoplasm. The record is from RefSeq and is a predicted model, not a curated record. Gene Ontology annotation, biological process: intracellular protein transport; vesicle-mediated transport. The transcript has a single exon. Bases 1 to 558 code for a protein of 185 amino acids. Gene Ontology annotation, molecular function: GTPase activity; GTP binding.